This is a messenger RNA of Lagenorhynchus albirostris (white-beaked dolphin), 4168 nucleotides long. RefSeq names its product tripartite motif containing 16 (gene TRIM16). The record is from RefSeq and is a predicted model, not a curated record. Gene Ontology annotation, molecular function: zinc ion binding; protein binding. The coding region runs from base 50 to 1726 and encodes 558 amino acids. The transcript is spliced from 6 exons. Lineage: Eukaryota; Metazoa; Chordata; Mammalia; Artiodactyla; Delphinidae.
CUGGGCCCAGGAGCCGAGGAAGCCCAGCUCUGGCGCGCAGAACUUCCACAUGGCUGAGUUUGAUCUGACGGCUCCAGGGCCGCUGCCCGGGGUUCCCGCUCACCCUCCGGCCACUCGCAGCCCAGACCGUGGGUCGGCCAGCCCAGCAGAAGAAAAGGGCGCAGCCGCCCCGGGGAGCUCCCCAGGGGAGAGCGGGGGACAGAGCCAUGGCUCUGCCUGGCAGGGGCGUCCUGGGGCGGAGGCGGAGGCGGAGGUCCUGUGCGACUUCUGCCUCGGGGCCAGCAGGGUGAGGGCCGUGAAGUCCUGCCUGACCUGCAUGGUGAACUACUGCCCGGAGCACCUGCGGCCGCACCAGGAGAACAGCAGGCUGCACGGCCACCAGCUGACAGAGCCCGUGAAGGACCGGGACCUGCUCGUGUGCCCGGCCCACCACAGCCCCCUGGUUGCCUUCUGCUGCCCCGAUGGGCAGUGCAUCUGCCAGGAGUGCGGCCGGGCCGAGCACAGGGGCCAUGCCUCUGUCUCCCUCGAUGCCGCCCACAGGGACAAGGAGGCUGAGCUUCGGACCACCCGGUUAGACCUGGAGCGGAAACUCAAGUUGAAUGAAAACGCCAUCGCCAGGCUCCAAGACAACCAUAAAUCCGUUCUGGUGUCGGUGUCGGAGGUAAAGGCGGUGGCCAAGGAGCAGUUUGGGAAUCUCCUUGCUGCCAUGAGGAAGGCCCAGGCUGACAUGAUGCUUUUCUUGGAGGAGAAGGAACAAGCUGCCCUGGGCCAGGCCAAUGGCAUCAAGACCCACCUGGAGUACAGGAGCGCAGAGAUGGAGAAGACCAGGCAGGAGCUGGACAGAAUCGCUGCCAUCGGCAACCCCGUGCUUUUCCUGGAGGAGUACUGCAAGUUCAAGAACAUGAAGGACGAUGCUUUCCCCAGUGUCUACAUUGGACUCAAGGACAAGCUCUCAGGCAUCCGCAAGGUCAUCACGGACUCCACCGCACACCUGAUCCAGUUGCUGCAGAACUACAAGGAGAAGCUCCAGGAGUUCUCCAAGGAAGAGGAGUACGACAUCGGAACUCAGGUGUGUGCCAUCACUGAACACAAACACUGGACCUCAGAACCGGAGCCCAGCACCAGGCAGCAGUUCCUCCUGUAUGCCUGUGACAUUGCCUUCGACCCCGACACGGCACACAGGUACCUCCGGCUGCAGGAGGACAACCGCAAGGUCACCAACACCACGCCCUGGGCGCACCCGUACCCGGGCCUACCCAGCAGGUUCACACACUGGCGGCAGGUGCUGGCCCAGCAGAGCCUCUACCUGCACAGGUACUACUUCGAGGUGGAGCUCUCCGGGGCGGGCAUCUACGUGGGCCUGACGUGCCAGGGCAUCGACCGCAAGGGCGAGGAACGCAAUGGUUGCAUUUCCGGAAACGACUUCUCCUGGAGCCUCCAAUGGGAUGGCAAGGGGUUCAGGGCCUGGCACAGUGACACGGAGACCCCACUCAGGGCCCGCCCUUGUCAGAGGCUGGGGGUCUAUGUGGACUUCCCCGGAGGCGUCCUCUCCUUCUACGGCAUUGAGCCGGAGGCCAUGACGCUGGUGCACCGUUUCGACUGUAAGUUUUCGGAGCCCGUCUACCCAGCCUUCUGGCUUUCCAAGAAGGACAACGCCAUCCGGAUUGCGGAUCUGGGAGAGGAACCCGAGAAGCCGGCACCGACCCCGGUGGAGCCUGCACCCUAGAUGCCGGGGUCCAGAGCCCAGAUCUGUGCUAACACACAGACGGGGCGGCAGCUUGCGUUUUAAGGCUGACUGGGGGGCAGAAUCCCUGCCAGCGGUUGCUGGCUUUAGAAAUCACAUGGGUCAGAGGAUGAGGGGAAGGGUCUCUGGCUGCCGCCUUGGGCUCCGUGCGGCGCUGUUCCCCACGUUUGCAAUAAUCCUCAGGCCCUAAGUCCCUCUCGCCAUCUUCUCGUGAUGUCCUGUCUGCUCGGGUGAAUGGCGCACUGUGCCCAGAGGUGGUCACCAGGAAUCCUCAGAACCGUCAGAAAGACUGCAGAGGAAUCAGAAUAAAUCGCUAACUUUACCUCGCUUCCCCUGCGUCCCCGGCACUGUCCUGAGCUCCUCCCGUGCGUCAGCCCUCGUGGCUCUCAUGGCAGCCCCGUGGGGUAGAUGCUCACCCCGUCUCCGUUUUGCAGGUGGGGAAGCUGUGGUCCGGUGGGGGUCAGUGAACUUGCUUGGGGUCACCGUGGUCACGUGGUGAGUGAGUGGCCGAGCCGGGAUUCAGACCUGGGAGGGCUGACGUUGAACUUCUAACCCCGACCCCACGCUGCCUUGCUCCUUAGACGGUGGGUGUUGUGUGCACGGGAAUAAACCACAUCAUGAACUGCGUUCAUAGGAGUAGAGCGUCUUACGGCCUCCGUCGCUUUGCACCCGCACGUCUGACCGGGCCUUGCAGCUGUGCCGUGAUGGAGAGCUCACUACCUCACCUGGAAGCUCACCUGGUUUGGGGACAGUGAGGAUUGCAGGAAUGUCUUAGUGGGGUCCGAGUCCUAUAGUCCCUGUGACCUCAGGCGACGGGGCUCCUUCCUCUCUCCUGGAGCCACCCAGACGGUGUGGACGUGUCUGAUUCCUCAUUCAAGGGCAUGAGGAAUUCUCCACGUGUUUGGGGGCAGCUCUCACACCGUCCCCCCCGGGAAUUAUUCUUGGCUUCUCACUCUAUCUCCCACUUUCCUUUGUGGUUUCCGGACCUUCUACUCCUCUGAUCACAUCCCCCUCCUUUCUUCAGACGCGCUCCCUAAGAUUAAUGAUAUACAUUCAUCAAACCCUUAGGCAAAUGACAAACUGUAUUUAAAUGGGUUUCUGAGGACAUAACCUGAGGCCCCUUUUGGGAUUCCCUGGAAAUACAACUUCUGGGUCUUUUCCGUGACCUGUGUCAAGUCAAGUCCCUUCCUCUUUGGCCAGUCUGACGGUCCUGUGUCAAGAAUACUUUACUUCAGUGUCACUCGACUCGUUUCCAGAGACCCUGCCCUACAUUUGAAUUCUAGGAUUUAUAUAGUAUAGGAUUUGAAUUUUUUAAUUGAAUUUAAAAGCUUUGAAUUUUAUUGACCUUGAAAAUAUUAAAAAAAUUUUUUAUUGGAGUAUAGUUGAUUUACAAUGUUGUAUUAGUUUCCGCUGUACGGCAAAGUGAAUCAGUUAUACAUACACAUAUAUCCACUCUUUUUUAGAUUCUUUUCCCAUAUGGGCCAUUACAGAGUAUUGAAUAGAGUUCCCUGGGCUAUACUGUGCGUCCUUAGAAAUUUUUAAAUUUGCAUUUUAAAUUUCAUCACAUCAUUGCUGCUUGCGGAGAUAGUUUUAUUCAUGACUCUGUGCCCAGUGUAAUAGCUCUCCUUCCUAGCCUGGUGUCACCUACAGAAUUGGUAACCUUUUCUUCUUAAAUCUUACUCUUGUUGAUAUACAUAUUGAUUAGGUUGAUACCUAUAUUGAUUGGACUCUUGCAGUCCUCAGCCAAUAUCUUUUGGGUUUAGCUAUUCAGUAAGUUAUGCAUCAGUAGAAUUGUUUGCUAAUGUAGCCCACCUUAUGGCCCUUUAUCCACUGCACACCAUGAAGGACUUUUCAGUGGCAGAGAUCAGGAUAUACUAUGUCAGCAUUUCCUCUCUAAUGAUGCCCUCUAGGGGGAAAGUGAGAUCAGUGUGGCUGGGUUGUUGAUUGCUCCCUACUUUCUUCCCCAAAUGCUCACAUAAUAUUUGACAAACCAUUUUGGAAUUCUGGUGUAAGUUCACACAUCAUCUGCUGUUUCCAGAAUCUACCUUUUUUUUCUUUUAAAAAAUCAAGACAACGUUGCCUGUCUUCAUCCUCCACCAUUCUCCCUAAUUUCUCAAAAUUUACUGCCUGGAUUUCAGUCACGUUGAUAAACUGUGUCAGUGUCGUGAGAUGUAAUUUGUUUAGGCCACACUCAGAUUCAUAAAAGGAACCCUUUGGGUGUCUCCUUACCUGUUUUGAACUUCAGUUCCUCUUUUUGUCCACUCAUUUUUGGUUUUAAGACCUUUCUUCUCGAGAUAGAAGAUCAAAGCAAAAUUGAGCAUUAGCAUCGCCUUAAGCGAUGGGCAUACCUUUUUUCUUCCCCUGGGUCCAAAAACUGAAAAUCGCCUAAAACAAACAAAAUAAAAAAUUAAAAAAGAUAACAAA